CGACGCGGUUUUGGACCUCUGCAAGCGAUGCACCGCCGUCUCGCCACCGCGGCCGCCGCGCCGGCCCUCCGGCGGCUCUCGCACCACAGCGCGCCUCCCCGGCCUGACCCGAAGCUCGCCUUCUUCCGCUCCGAGGUCGACGACCUUUCCCUCUCGUCAUCCCAUAAACCACCAUCAAAAUCUCCACUUAGCGACCAAUGCCAAGUGACAGAAAAGCCAAGAAGCGGUCUUGCUCACACCGGAGGCGCACCGGCCGCCGUGGACAUAGCGCAUCAGUGGCCGGAGUGGGUCGCGCUGAUGGAGCUCCUCCUACGGCGGGGCCACGUCGAUCCCUCUGCCUUCACCGCCAGCUCGCCGUCUUCUAAGGAUGCCAACGCUGUCCGCACUGCCUGCCUCCGGUUUGGGCGCGAGCGGCCUGAGCUCAUCAGGCAUAUAUCAAGAUGGGAUAUUCAAGUCGCCUUGCGAUGUGGUUGCCCCAGCAUUGACAGGAAGGUUGUAAAUUCUGGGAAGCGAUUGCGGGCUUAUGUAGGCCUUGAUGAAGGAGAGGUUUGCAGUCAAUGCAAUUUAAGAGGAAGUUGCGAGAGGGCAUAUGUAAAGGCUCGGAAAGAAGAAGUUGGAAGGACUGUGGAUGUUAUGCGCAUCCUUUUGACUUAUGGUCUUGAUGUUAUUACUGACAAUGUAGAGAACAGAGCAUGCCUGAACAAAACUGUCAAGGAAUCAAUAAAGAGCCUACUAAACGAUGUUGUCGAGGUCGAUUCUAGGGGAUCUGGUUCCAGCACCACUAAAUCUGCACAGCACAAAGGUCAAUCAGCUUUACCCAGGAAGCAGGGUGAUUGGAAUUGUCCCAAAUGUGAUUUCCUGAACUUUGCAAAGAAUAUCAAAUGUCUGCGCUGUGAUGGAGAAUUCCAAGAGAGGUAUCAGUUGCUACAUGAAGACCAAGAGCAUCUACCUCUCAAAAAGGGUGACUGGAUAUGCAAAAAGUGCAAUUUUUUGAAUUUCGCAAAGAAUACAAGAUGCUUGCAAUGCCACGAGAAACCAACAAACCGUUUGCUCAAUCCAGGAGAAUGGGAAUGUGUCUCGUGUAACUAUGUGAACUUCAAGAGGAACGCAUUCUGCUUGAAAUGUUGUUGGAAAAGACCAAAAUCUCUGAACAAUCAAGAUAGUAUCGAAUCACGUCAUGAUUUAGAGCAUAGUAGGAAUCCCUCUAUUUCAUUUGUUCAAGAUGGCGUCCAAUUGAAGAAGUGGCAAAUUCCACAGAAGAAUGCUCCACUAUCUGAUGAAGAUUCAGAUUUCUGGAGCGCAGACGAUGAAGGUGAUGAUAGCAGGGCUAACGAUAUGCUCCCGCUACAGGACUACAAAUUCCUUGAGAGUUUUCCCAUUGCUGGUGGCAAGACUGCUUCUUCCCAAGAUCCUCUUGCUAGGGAGAAAUGGAAGGAUGAAAUGUCCAGGAGAAACAAAGGCCUACCAACAAAGGAAUCAAAAGAAUGCAGUCGACCUUUUAGUCCCGUGCGUCUUCCUAGAAGCAUGGAGCUGGUUGACUCUGAUGAUGAUAUCGCCUCAUGGUUUUCGGGUGGAGCUAAUAAUAAAAAUCCAGAGAAGGCAGUUGGAGCAAACUGUCCUAAACUACUCGACUACUCCACUUAUUCUUCGCUUGUCUCUCUCUCUCUUGUGUGCCGCGCCCCCCUUGCUAGUUGUAUUCCUUUUCCUUUCUGGAGCAGUUCCCUUUCCUUUCUGGAGCUGCUCUGUGCUCUCACUUCUUCGUCUUCCUCUCUUCCACCCUUGGAAUUGGAAGCGACCUCACGCGGGGCUUCGAAUAUUCCUUGUCUUCUCGGCUCGGUUUGGCACCAUCACCGCCCUUCGGCUCCAGUACGCGUCCUCCUCUCCUCCCAUCUCAAGAAAUCGCCGUUGCAGCAAGCGAAGCUGGAGGAAGCAGAGGGGCUCGCGAUGGGGUCCGAGGGACCGUCGGCUCCGGUCGUCGUUCCCAGAAACUUCAGGCUGCUAGAAGAACUAGAACGUGGUGAGAAGGGCAUUGGUGAUGGAACAGUGAGCUACGGGAUGGAUGAUGCUGAUGACAUUUAUAUGCGGUCCUGGACAGGAACUAUCAUUGGCCCUCCCAACACUGUUCACGAGGGACGAAUCUAUCAAUUGAAGCUUUUCUGUGAUACAGAUUAUCCAGAUAAACCACCAACUGUUCGAUUUCAGACUCGAAUCAAUAUGACAUGUGUGAACAAAGAAACUGGAUUGGUUGAACCAAGUCUAUUUCCUAUGCUUGGAAACUGGCAAAGGGAACAUACAAUGGAGGACAUCCUAACCAGCUUAAAAAGGGAGAUGUCAACUUCUCAGAAUCGCAGGCUGCACCAGCCUCAAGAAGGUAAUGAAGACCAAAGAGUAGAGCAGAAAGGGCUGUCUCAUAGAUGUGUCAUCAUGUAAGAGAUAUGUACAGCAUUGAGUUGAGUAGCAUGACUGCAUGAGAUGCAGAAGUGAGGAACCUUCCCAGGAGAUCCUGUAAUUCAUACAAACUGCGCAACAAGAGUUGCAAUAAAGUAUCGAGGACUCUGUUAAUUUGCCUGCGCACCAUGUAACAUGUUACCCCAUUCAGGUUCAGUGAAAGAGAAUGAGCUUCACAUCGCUUGUUCUGCCUGUUUGUAAACACUCUGUAGUCUGUACCGUCGGGUUACCUGUCUAGGCCUGUUGUUUUCUACAGGAACAUCGUAUUGAUAUCUCAGCCUGGUUGGCUGUUAUUGCUCUUUCUACCCUA
Messenger RNA from Panicum hallii, 2758 nucleotides. RefSeq lists its product as uncharacterized. Lineage: Eukaryota; Viridiplantae; Streptophyta; Magnoliopsida; Poales; Poaceae. Gene Ontology annotation, molecular function: mRNA binding. The transcript is spliced from 11 exons. Gene Ontology annotation, cellular component: cytoplasm. The record is from RefSeq and is a predicted model, not a curated record. Bases 28 to 2430 code for a protein of 800 amino acids.